UGCGGCUGCCUUCAGGUGCACCUCGUAACUUGCUUUAGUUAUCAGGAUUUCGAGCUCUAUUAUUUCAGGUUUGCGCUCGUUUAGUGCCAGUUUUAAGUGUUUAAUCAAAUAUCGAACAGCAAAUCUAGGAUCAGGCAAGUAGAUUUAAACUACAGCUUGACUUUCUGCAUAUUUUAAAUUACAAUGAAGAAGAUGGAGCAUCUAUUUAUCUAGACAGAAGUUGCACCUUUUGACUUGCAAACAGUAAAAUAUCACAACGAUAGCCUCUGGUAUUAAAUAAACACAUUUGAAGUAAAUUACCAAUCAGCGACGAUUUAAUCUUGUAGGUCCACUGCAGUGCUAAACCGACCUGCAAAAGUGCAGCCUAGUAAAGAGUUAAAACCUCGCACAUCUCAUGCAGUAUUUCCAGCUGGACUUGAACGCAGCAGCAGCAGCAUUGCCUCACUGAGCUGCGAGCGGGUCUGUCAACCUGCGUCUACAGGGCCCGGCUGCACAUCAUAGGCUGAUGAGACCAACACGAGAAACGCGGUGAAAUUCUCCAGCAGCUGUUUUAUUGCAGAUCUGCAGCUCUACACGUUUGGACAAUCGGAUGUGGUUUCUUUCUCGUCUGCAGAUGGUUCACGAAGCAGGUGCGCUGUGGGGAUUUUUAAGUAAUUUGUCUCAAAGGGUUACAGUCGCGGGGAGGCUGCGCCGCUGUUGUUUGUUGUCACUUCCGGGCGAGCCUGUCGGUCAAUUAGUAGCUCACGUCGCCGGUGAAGAAGAAGAAGUUCAUCAGUGUAGAUGCUUCGUGCAGGCAGGAUGGAGGAGUUUGUCACGGAGGAAGAGGAACCGUGGUACGACCAGCGGGACUUGGAGCAAGACCUGCACUUGGCAGCUGAGCUCGGCAAGACACUCCUGGAGCGCAACAAAGAGCUGGAGGACUCCCUGCAACAGAUGUACAUCAACAACGAGGAGCAAGUGCAAGAGAUAGAGUACCUGUCCAAGCAGUUGGAAAUGUUGAGGGAAAUGAAUGAGCAGCACGCAAAGGUGUAUGAACAGCUGGAUGUGACUGCCAGAGAGCUGGAGAUCACCAACGAGAAGCUGGUGCUGGAGAGCAAGGCCUCACAGCAGAAAAUAGACAGGCUGAUGGGCACCCUGCAGACCUUGCAGGGUCAGGUGGACACUCUGACAGCUCGGGUGGAGGAGCUGCGAACUCUGGAGGAGCUGAGAGUCCAUAGAGAGAAGAAGGAGCGGCGCAAGACUGUCCACUCCUUCCCCUGCCUCAAAGAGCUCUGCACUGCACCAAGGUAUGAGGAUGGUUUCCUGUUGGCCAACCCGGGCAGUGUGGAUCUUGCUGAGAGACAGCCAGCGGAGGAGGAGAAUGAGCGCCUGAGAGACAUCGUCUCCUCCCUGCGCACGGCCAUGGCCAACGAGCGGUCCAUGAGGGAGAGCGCUGAGCGGGAGUGUGCCACCGUGCUGCAGGAGUUUGAGCGUCUGGAACAGCGUCUCCUAGGAGCAGAGGGCUGCCAGCUGCGGGUUCAGGAGCUAGAGGCUGAGCUCCAGGAGAUGCAGCAGCUGAGGAAAUCCAGGAUGUGUCUGAUUGGGGACAUGGAGGAUGGCCUGGAGACACUGCUCAACAACGGCCCUGAGACGGAUACCCCAGAGGAGGGCACUGGGCUGGAGGAAGGAGAAGGAGAGGUCGGGGGCACAGGGCAGCAGGGAGUCCCAGUGAGGAAAAGCUGCAGCGACACGGCUCUGAAUGCCAUUUCAGCCCGUGAUGCCUCAGGCAGGCGUCAGGGCAGUUAUGCCCUUCAUGCCAACGGUGUGCGCAAACGUGGCAUGUCAAUCCUGCGGGAGGUGGACGAGCAGUACCACGCCCUGCUGGAGAAGUAUGAGGAGCUGCUGGGGAAGUGCCGGCGUCACGAGGAGAGUCUGUGCCAUGCUGGGGUGCAGACCUCACGGCCUGUUUCCAGAGACCCCUCCAUGAAGGAGUACAGCAUGGUCUCGGGAGGGCCUUCGACAUCUGGGGCCGUUGCCACUCCUCCCACACCACCCCAAACUCCCUCCACCCCGGAGGCCCUGGAAGGGAUCAGCAGGCAGGUGGAGCAGGUGGACAAACGGCUCAGCCAGAACACGCCGGAGUACAAAGCCCUGUUUAAAGAGAUCUUCUCCCGCUUGCAGAAGACCAAGAGUGACAUGAGCUCCAGCAAGAGCAGGAAGAGGAAUAAGUGAGCUGGAGCUCAUUGUAACAGCUACUGAUACUACAGGCUAUGAAAACAGUGACUACGUAAGAUUUAUCUUAAUGUACCUCAGUGUUUUGAAGACAUUUUGUCUUGCAUCUGACAGCUGGUGACCUAAUGGGUGGAUGCCUGUAAUCAAGAGGUUGGGUGAUUAAUGAUGCAUAUUGCGAGCAGUGGACACCUCAGUUUGCUCUCUAGAAAGGAAGCUACACUGAUUCAAUUUGAAACUGACAAAGGUUAGAUUUCAAUAUGUGGAUGGGAAAUUGGUGAUGUGGAUGAAAUGGCUUUUUACUUUGAGUGACCGUAACUGAAAAAUAAUCAGAAUGGAAAAUUUAUUUAUGGAGAACAGUAAUUAAACCAAAUAAUAUAAAAAGAGAAAAAUAAACAGCAUUAGAAGCUUGUAUCGGUCUAAUAAACACUGAAUCAGUCUUUAAAAGCAGACAGAAAUCAAACCAGCUUUGUCAAAUUAGCAUUAUCUAAGUUAUUCCUGCAGUAGGCCCUUCAAGAAAAAGUCUUCUGUUCACUAAAAUAAGAAAUGCACUGACCAUUAUUUUUUUUGUCACAUGCUCAGCGAGGCAACAUUUCACAUCAUACAACAGGUUGAAUAUGAAGUACUGAGUGUUAAAAAAAAAAUUAGAUCAUAUGUGUUUGGUUGAAUAAAACAAUGGAAAACAUGCAGGCCCAGUCUGAACACUUUAAUGUGAACACAGGAGAUCAGUAAACUGUAGGUAAUACAAGUAGCACACAUUGAGUCAAACCCAACCCACUGAGAGAAACAUCAGUCCAUGACAGCAGAUUUAUGGAGUGUAUUUAAAAAAACAAAAAAAAAACAACAA
Scatophagus argus is the source of this 3055-nucleotide messenger RNA. It is a transcript of the gene cdr2l, whose product is annotated as cerebellar degeneration-related protein 2-like. The transcript is spliced from 5 exons. The coding region runs from base 781 to 2211 and encodes 476 amino acids. NCBI's taxonomy places the organism in Eukaryota, Metazoa, Chordata, Actinopteri, Scatophagidae. The record is from RefSeq and is a predicted model, not a curated record.